CUCACGUCGCCAUCUUCGCGAGUAUGGAGUCGUUUUUUCCCUAAUCUGGCCAUGCCCAGUCGCGUUUCUCCUCUCAUCUGCAUCAGCACAAACCACUCAGAUUGAGUUCAACGACCUGUAUCAUCUCAUCCCACCGGGAUCACGUACUGAUAUCAACUUUGUCUGGGGGGGAAUUUCUAUCAACAUCACACGUAGCACAAAGCCUCAGCUCUCACAACUCGGCCAAUGCCGGGCGCAAUUCAAUGGCUGCUCAAGCUCACAGACGCUCUCGCAACGGGUGCGGGACAUGCCGAACAGCCCGUAUCAAGUGCGACGAGGCGCGCCCAUUCUGCAAGCAGUGCGAGCGUCGUGGUGUUGAGUGUAUCGGAUACCAGAUACAUCUGAAAUGGGUUGAGAUCAGCGAUAUCAGCCCGGAUAGCCAAUCUGCAAGCAAGAGCGUCAUCAAGCCGCGAAGUUCUUUGACGAUUUGUUCAUCAAGGAAGUCGGCCACGUAUAGGAAAAAAGCUAUCCCCCCGACAUCCGUAGCACGCAGUCUGUCAGUGGGCCCGAAGCUUCACUCUUCAUCAGAUGCCUUCAUAUUCAGACACUGGGCCGACUCUUUGCCGGACCUUGUAUAUCCCAACCCUGAAGAAUACGCCAGCAUACGGCAACCAUAUCUUGCCUUCGUCUGGAGGGAGAAUUCUAUCCUUCUGCCAGCGAUUUUGGCAGCUGGAUCAGCUCAUCUUUACGCUCUUGGGAAGCUCAAACAUGCAGAAACUCUCGAGAGAAAACAAAGAGCACUCACCGCUAUGGUGGCAUGCGUAAAGCAGCCCAGGGCUAUCUCAUAUGGCCAGAUGCAGACGUCAUUUCCAGUAUAUCUAAGUGAAGAGGCAAUAGCAGCAUCAGCAGCACUUAUUGGCAUGGAGAUUAUGCAAGGAUCGCACACACCCUCAAUCAUCCCUCUUCUUCGAGGCCUCAAAGCGCAGAUUGAAGAAAGACACAAACUACGACAACGGGUGGAGGCAAGUUGGCAGAUCGAAAGAGACACACCGAUGAUGGCAGUGAACGUCAAGAUGAUGGCUUACAUUGACACCUUUUGCUGCGUACCCUGCGCGACACAUCCAGUCUUUGACCAACAGUCCUGGCGAGAUUUCAUCAUGCCAAAGUGUCAAGACUACUCUUUUGAUAGUGGUCCAGACAUCGUAUUCGGGUACUCGAUGCACAUCUUGCCAAUGAUCGGAGCAGCAGCCUCUCUCGUUGACGACUUCUUCAAAACAACAAUCACACCGGAGGACUUUGUCUCGUCUCGAUGUUACGUACUAGAGAAACUUGCAUCAGCCUGCCGAGAUCUUCCGCCUCCCCAGCAACAACCAGAUCCAGAAACCGAUCCAUCGGCCCCAUCAACAAGUCUCAAAAUCCGAGAUGCGAAUGCCUGCAUUGCAGCAGCUUUGGCCCACAGCCUGGCAACGCAAAUCUUCCUGCUCCGCGCAGACGAGGGUGACUCUAGCACCAUCAGAGCCGAACGUCCGACAAAACACCCCUUGGCGUUGGUCGAGCAGCUAUCCGAAGCCGUUGCCGCUGUCCCGCUCGACACGCAUGCGGCGACCAUGAUGGUUUGGCCCGUGUUUGUCCUCGGCUGCGAGAGCAUGGCGGUAAGCGCACGGCGGUAUGAGGUAGAAGCUCUAUUUGAGAAGAUCAUCGACAAGCAGAAGCUUCUCAACAUCUCGGUGGCACUCAAGAUGCUGCGGGGAAAUAUUUGGACGGGCGGUAUGACAAACAUUGUGAGCCCUGCGAGGAGUUUGUCUCCUGCAGAAGAGCAAUGUCGAUAUACGCAAAAUCAGUGGGUGAAGAUGUGUUGGAAAGAGCGGCUGCAGCUUUGUUCAGCAUAGGAAACCUGCAUGUACACUACAAAUUUGCAAUGACCGCAGAUCUCACGACUGCGCUCGAAGGAUCAAUACCUACAUGUACUCGUACGAGAUAUGAGCUAGAAGGCAGCAGGCGAUGAUGGAUUUUUGGCUAAUGAUGAUAAUGAUUCUAUCUAAAGUAUG
Colletotrichum godetiae is the source of this 2027-nucleotide messenger RNA. RefSeq names its product fungal-specific transcription factor domain-containing protein. Gene Ontology annotation, molecular function: DNA-binding transcription factor activity, RNA polymerase II-specific; zinc ion binding; transcription cis-regulatory region binding. The record is from RefSeq and is a predicted model, not a curated record. The transcript is spliced from 2 exons. Gene Ontology annotation, cellular component: nucleus. Lineage: Eukaryota; Fungi; Ascomycota; Sordariomycetes; Glomerellales; Glomerellaceae. Bases 243 to 1868 code for a protein of 541 amino acids. Gene Ontology annotation, biological process: positive regulation of transcription by RNA polymerase II.